CGUGUGCUUGGUGUUGCUAUUUCUGGCAUGGCUGUUUUGGAGGCGCGGCUGCAGGUCGACCCCCCUCCGUGACCGUCUCCGUCCGCCCCCCGCCACCACCGCACUCCCAUCCAGAUGGGAGUGCGCAAGAGGAGCUUUCGGCAUUCCGGUCUCGCUCGACCAACCGGAUCCCCGUGAGAGUCCCCACCCACACCCCGAGGGCGGCGUCGGGUCGUCGGGGACAGCUGAUUUCACACGACGAGCCGGCGAGCCGGCCGGCAUUUCGUCGUCGGAUGGCGCCGGCCUCCUCCUCGUCCGCCGGCGUCGCGUGCCUCGUCCUGCUCCUGCUCCUGCUCCUCGCCGGCGCCUCCGCGGCGCACGGCUCGUUCCAGGCUAGGCGUGCUCUGUCAGAUGACCAUGGGAGCGGUAUAGUGGCGCGAUGGCGGAGGUUGCUCGCCGACGCUGCGACUCCAGCGAACAACUCUCUUGUGCUGGCUGCGGCGAGGACUCACCGGAGCGACCCCUUCGCCAACCUUACCGCGUACAGCGGCGGCUGGAACAUUAGCGACGAGCACUACUGGGCUUCCGUGACGUACACCGCGGUGCCCCUCUUCCUCAUGGCCGUGCUGUGGUUCGUCGGCUUCGGCAUCGUGAUGCUCGUCAUCUCCUGCUGCUGCUGCUGCUUCUGCCGGGGCAAGAACGACGCCUACUCGCCGGGGUGCUACCUCAGCUCCCUGGUGCUCCUCAUCAUCUUCACCAUGGCCACAAUCGCCGGGUGCCUGAUCUUGCACGGCGGCAGCGACCUGUUCCACGGGAGCACCAUCAGGACCGUCGAGUACGUCUUCGGGCAGGGCAACCUGACGGUGGACCACCUGAGGAACUUCGCCGACAGCUUGGCGGCGGCGAAGGACAUCACGAUCAACCAGAUCUUCCUCCCGGCCGAUGUCCAGCAGAAGAUCGACGUCGUCGAGGAGAAGCUCAACUCCUCCGCGGGCGUCUUCUCCACUCGCCUGCAGGAGAACUCCAGGAAGAUCAAGGGAGUGCUGAACCACAUGGAGCACGAACUGUUUGCUGUUGCAGCUGUUAUGGCUGGCCUAUCAAUACUCGGAUUCUUGUUCUCCGUACUGGGGUUGCGGUUUCUUGUCUCCCUACUGGUGAUCGCUGCUUGGAUCCUUCUCACCAAUACCAUCAUCAGUUCUGGUCUUUUCCUCCUCUUGCACAACGUGGUGGCGGACACGUGCGUCGCGAUGGGCGAUUGGGUGGCGCACCCGCAGGCGCACACGGCGCUGGACGACAUCCUCCCGUGCGUGGACGUGGCCACGGCGAACGAGUCGCUGUACCGGAGCCAGGAGGUGACGUCGCAGCUGGUGGCGCUGGUGAACAACGUCGUCGUCAACAUCUCUAACCGGAACUUCCCGCCGGGGCUCCGCCCGCUCUACUUCAACCAGUCGGGGCCGCUCAUGCCCGUGCUCUGCAACCCGUUCAACCCGGACAUGAGCCCCCGCCGGUGCGCGCCCGGCGAGGUCGACUUCGGCAGCGCGGCGCGGGAGUGGAAGCGGUUCGAGUGCCAGACCACGGGGCCGCCGGGGUCGGAGCUGUGCGCCACGCCGGGGCGCGUGACGCCCGCGGCGUACGGCCAGAUGACGGCGGCGACGAGCGUCAGCAAGGGGCUCUACGAGUUCAGCCCGUUCCUGGUGCAGCUGCAGGACUGCUCCUUCGUGCGAGAGACAUUCACGUCCAUCACCAACUAUAACUGCCCCGGCCUCGAGCAGUACAGCCGGGACGUCUACGUCGGCCUGGUCGUCAUCUCUGCCGGCGUCAUGCUGUCCGUCGUCUUCUGGAUGGUUCACACACGGCACCGACGGCGGCGCGCCAUGCGCAAGCAGCUGUGACUGAGAUCUUGAUGGCGCGCCAGGCCACGCCACGAUUGAGCUUUAGCUGUUACAACCGUGGUCCACGCAUCCGUUUCAAAUUUGUACAAUACUCACUCGGUUCUAAAAUUAAUCGUUGUCGUUUAAUUUCU
Messenger RNA from Zea mays, 2002 nucleotides. RefSeq lists its product as uncharacterized. The record is from RefSeq and is marked predicted. The transcript has 8 exons. Gene Ontology annotation, cellular component: plasma membrane; plasmodesma. Bases 273 to 1871 code for a protein of 532 amino acids. Lineage: Eukaryota; Viridiplantae; Streptophyta; Magnoliopsida; Poales; Poaceae.